Molecule: messenger RNA, 1480 nt
Organism: Vitrella brassicaformis
Lineage: Eukaryota; Vitrellaceae
Source: the annotation of a GenBank genome assembly
CCGGAAGAAAAAUCGGGGAGGAGGGCGCUCGAGCCAUUCCCAUUGGAGAAGUGACGUUCCCCCGUUCAAGUUGCCGAGAUGGAUCUGGUCAAGUAUGUGUUUUUCCUAUGCACCGCCCUCGGGCUGGCACCAGAGAGGACAGCUGGGCAGAAAGUCAGCGUAACCUUAUAUUACGGUAGGAGAGCUGGUACGAUGCCCUUCUGAUCUGUGCACCGCUGUCCGUAUGUGUUACCGCAGAGUCCUUGUGCCCUUUCUGCCGACGGGUGAGCCGGGCCGCGUACGAUUGCCGUCAAUUGCAGCUGGUGUCAUUUUUGCGUGUGUGUGGCCACCUGUUGUUUGUUGGCUCAGUGGAUAGCCUACCAACUGCUGCCACUUGUAAGUCAGAGGCAGGCCACCAUUGCAACUGCUGGGACUGUUGUGUGGACGCGCUUGUUUAUGCUUCCAGUGGUCGUCUGAGCUGAAGGAGUACGUGACGCCGUCGCUUAUCCCAUACGGUGGGCAGAAACACCACACACCCUGAUGAUAUGGAUGAAUCUCACUAGUUGGUGCAUUGACGCAUACGUGUGUUGUGUAAUGAUCGAUGAUGUGUGCUCUGGUAUGGUGUGGCUUGGACUCUGCGGCACCAGGCAAUGCCCACGAAAAGAGGGUUGACGGCCACUACAAGUUUCAGUGCCAACAUGGCGAGGAGGAGUGUGUCCUCAACACCAUCGAGGCGUGCAUCAUCAAGAAGCUCGGCGACAAGACGGACCAGCUGCUGGGCGUCAUCGGUGAGUGAGUGGGUGGUGAAUAUGAGGGAGUGCAGAGCACGCUGUCGUGACUGUUUGUGUCGGUGCAGGCUGUAUUGAGGAUCCCGGGAAGGAGCCAGGUUCGUGGCACGACUGCGUGCCAAACGACACGUUGCUGGAGGAAGUCAAGACAUGCGCCACAACAGAAGAGGGAGAGCAACUGCAGGUGCGCGCUCCACACCUGCCCCGCCCGGACAGUAAACGCAUGCAACAGCACGUUCUGUUCCUGUGUGUGGGGUUGUGCAGCACUACUAUGCCCAGGAGACCGAUGGCCUUGUGCCGGCCCACAAGUAUGUGCCCUGGGUGCUCAUCGACAACAAACACUCAGCACUGGUGAGGGAGAACAUCCACACACAGACGCAGAGGCAGGCCAACACCUACGACACACUCUUUCGCUCCCUUGUCAUUCUCUCAGGCGGAGAUGAACCUCAAGUCAGCUGUGUGCCGUCGGCUGAAGGACACCAUCUCGACCGUGCCGGCCACCUGCAACGACUUCAUCGUCCAGCAGCAGGACGCUCACGCACAUGAUGAUAAGGAGGAAGGGCAGCCCAGCAGUGGCCGCACCUUCCGGCCUGCACCUGCCAUCACCACAGCAGUGAGGGCUGGUCUGGCACAGGUGCUGUAUCAGUAGCUAAGUGGACAAUGAGGUAGAGGUAGAGAGCCGGGCAGCGGAGGGAACACUGACUGCAUGAGCG